AGGUAGGGAACAGUGGGGGCCAGAAGGCACGGGAAAAGUCACACCUAUAAACUCCUCGAAUCUAUUGGGUACUGCUGGCCAGCAAGUCUGAGUUUUGGUAGUGGUCUGAUAGCCGAGAAGGUUUGGUGUCCUGUGUUUUAGUUAAAUGGGUGGGAAGACAUCUUCUCGAAUAAAAAAAAAAACAUAAACUACUAACGGUUCCAGGAGUAUUUAUCUAUUUGUAUUUGUUUAUUCAACAGCUGUGGAGACCUGAAGUGGAUUUAUUUUGUUUUGAUGAUAUUCGUCUCAUGAACAAUCAGUGACAUCAGAGCAAUUGGCACAAUUGAGGGAAAAAAAAUGACCUUUUCAUGAACUUCUACAAAGAAUGCGAAUGAGCCUACUUGUGACCUUCAAUGCUUUUGUCCAUGAAUCCUCCUAGAGAAGAUGGCUGACGUAAGCCUGAAGGAAGCAGCACUAAUAGUUGGCGUGGUGGCAGCUUGCUACUGGAACAGUCUCUUUUGUGGGUUUGUUUUUGAUGAUGUUUCAGCAAUUUUGGACAACAAAGAUUUGCAUCCUACUACUCCACUGAGAAAUCUGUUUCAGAAUGACUUCUGGGGUACUCCAAUGUCUGAGGAGAGGAGUCAUAAAUCCUAUCGUCCCCUCACAGUUCUAACAUUUCGUUUAAACUACUUGUUCAGCGAGUUAAAUGCAGUUUCGUACCACUUUCUGAAUCUGGUCUUUCAUGUGGUGGUUUGCAUAGUCUUCCUCAAGGUCUGUAAGCUCUUCCUGGACAACAGGAGCAGCAUAGUUGCAUCCUUGCUCUUUGCAGUGCACCCAAUACAUACUGAAGCGGUAACUGGAGUUGUGGGCAGAGCAGAGCUUUUAUCAUCUAUUUUUUUCCUAGCUGCUUUUUUGUCAUAUACGAAGUCAAAAGGGCCAGACAAUACCAUAGUGUGGACUCCAAUUGCAGUGACUGUAUUUCUAGUAGCUGUUGCAACACUGUGUAAAGAACAAGGAAUAACUGUGGUGGGGAUAUGCUGUGUGUAUGAAGUCUUUAUUGCUCAAGGGUACACUUUCCCAGCAUUACUGGACACAGCUAUACAGAUUCUUCGAGGGAAGGGCAGUAUUCCCUUCUCUAUGCUCCAAACACUGUUGAAGCUCAUAGUCCUAAUGUUCAGUACACUCCUGCUUGUAGUUGUCAGAGUCCAGGUUAUCCAGUCUCAGCUUCCAGUCUUUACAAGGUUUGAUAACCCAGCUGCUGUUAGUCCAUCCCCAGCAAGACAGCUGACUUUCAACUACCUCCUCCCUGUAAAUGCUUGGCUUCUUCUCAAUCCUUCAGAAUUAUGCUGUGACUGGACAAUGGGAACUAUUCCUCUUGUGGAGUCUUUGUUAGAUGUCAGAAAUGUUGCCACUCUUACCUUCUUUUGUUUUCUGGGAUCUUUAAUGGUCUUCAGUCUCCGAUACCCUGGGGAUUCCUCCAAGACAGUAUUGAUGGCACUCUGCUUAAUAGUGCUGCCGUUCAUUCCUGCGUCAAACCUGUUUUUUCCUGUUGGAUUUGUAGUAGCAGAACGGGUGUUAUAUGUUCCUAGCAUGGGAUUCUGCAUUUUAGUAGCACACGGAUGGAAGAAAUUAUCAAAUAAAAGCGUGCUAAGAAAACUUUCUUGGGUUUGUUUGGCUGCGGUGCUGUUCACUCAUGCCUUAAAAACACUGCACAGAAACUGGGAUUGGGAGUCGGAGUACACUUUAUUUAUGUCUGCUUUAAAGGUAAACAAGAACAACGCAAAACUAUGGAACAAUGUGGGGCAUGCGCUAGAAAAUGAAAAAAAUUUUGAAAGAGCUCUGCAGUUUUUCAUACAGGCCACACAAGUGCAACCAGAUGAUAUUGGUGCCCACAUGAAUGUAGGAAGAACUUACAAGAACCUAAACAAAACUAAAGAAGCUGAAGAAUCAUAUAUGAUUGCUAAAUCAUUGAUGCCACAGAUUAUUCCAGGGAAAAAGUAUGCAGCAAGAGUUGCUCCUAAUCAUCUAAAUGUUUAUAUCAAUCUUGCAAACUUAAUUCGAGCCAAUGAAUCUCGCCUCGAGGAAGCAGAUCAGUUGUAUCGACAAGCAAUUAGUAUGAGGCCAGAUUUCAAGCAGGCUUACAUCAGCAGGGGAGAAUUACUUUUAAAAAUGAACAAACCUCUGAAAGCUAAGGAAGCUUACCUUAGAGCUCUAGAACUAGACAGAACCAAUGCAGACCUGUGGUACAACCUGGCAAUUGUUUACAUUGAACUGAAAGAUCCAACUGAAGCCCUGAAGAAUUUCAACCGAGCACUGGAGCUCAACCCGACGCAUAAACUGGCAUUAUUCAACUCAGCACUGCUAAUGCAGGAAUCUGGUGAUGCUCGACUUAGACCUGAAGCUAAACAAAGACUGCUACAUUAUGUGAAAGAAGAACCUCAAGAUUCAAACGGAUACUUCAAUUUGGGUAUGCUAGCAAUGGAUGACAAAAAAGAUACAGAAGCAGAGGCAUGGAUGAAGAAAGCUAUAAGGUUACAACCAAACUUCCGAAGUGCUUUGUUCAAUUUAGCCCUGCUUUAUUCUCAGACAGGAAAAGAAUUGAUGGCUUUGCCUGUCUUGGAAGACCUACUGAGAUAUUACCCUGAUCAUACCAAAGGUCUGAUUUUGAAAGGAGAUAUCCUUAUGAACCAAAAGAAGGAUAUUGUUGGAGCAAAAAUGUGUUUUGAAAAAAUUUUGGAACUGGAUCCCAACAAUGUACAAGGAAAACAUAAUCUUUGUGUGGUUUAUUUUGAAGAAAAAGAUUUAAUAAAGGCAGAAAAAUGUCUGGUUGAAACACUAGCAUUGGCACCUCAUGAAGAGUACAUUCAGCGUCAUCUAAACAUAGUUAGAAGUAAAAUUGCAUCACUUGGUGCUGUGGAACAGUCAUCACUUCCAUCAGAUGGGACUGCAGCUACGGAAGCGAAAAAAAAAUUCCAGAAUUUGAAAGAGGCAAGAAGUGAGAAGACAACGACCCAAUCAACAGUUGUUAAUAAAGAGCACUCAAAAAAUAAGAAACCAACAGAGAAAAGCAGUGUAGAAAAAGAGACUCCAAAAAAAUCUACAAAAGAAAUCAAAGACAUUGAGAAAAAGAGAGUUGCAGCAUUGAAAAGACUAGAAGAAAUUGAACGUAUAUUAAAUGGUGAAUAGUCUUUACUAUGUCAUGAAAUAAUAUGGGAAGAAUACUAUUUUUAAUUAUUGUUUAAUUUGUAAGCCAACUGGAAAGUGUUCUCAGUGCUUUGAAAAUAGAAAUAAUGUUGAUUGCAUAUCACUUAUCAGGCAGCAAAAGGCAUUACAAUGCUCUCUGUGAGAAAACCACCACUUUUAAAUAUGAUGGAGGGAUGGGUGGGAAUUGAAGGAUAAAAGGUUGAGAAAAAUCUUCAAUGCAGAAUCCUUAAUAGUGAGGAAAUGGCACUCAUAAAAGUUGGUAGUCAGGGAUAUUAAGUAAUGCUACUUUCAAAGACUCAGUGGAAGAGCUGAAUGGUGAAUUUCUGGGAUAAGCCAGACACCCCUUUCCCCCAACAAAUCCAUUUGUGUUGUUAUUACCUACGUUUCGGUUUGCACAUCAGCUGAAAUUUUUCUAGACCACUACUGUACAAGAAGAAGUUUUUCUUUGCAUUAUUUGUUUCCAGAACUUAACAAAGUCAUCAAAAUGCCACUGGAUGUAGUAUAGGAGGAUGCAACAACACACUAAAAUUUUCAGUUGCAUUCUAAAUAUGGAAUGAUAGUUCUUAGGUGUUCUCUAUUUGCAAUACUAAUGGUUUGUACUCUUUUAUCCGGUAGGAAAUCUUACUGUGCUCUUAAGAUCUUUAGACUCUGCUUUUUUCUUUUAAAGGAAAUGUGUGGGGUUUCUUUUACUGUCAGUCAUCUGAUUGUUUUUUAAAAAUUGUAUUAAAAAGGGUGGUUUCUUCCCUAGUUCAUUGAAUGCUGAUAAAUGCACUUUGGUACAGUAACCAGUAUGCUAUGCAGUAGUCCAUUUUGUUGACUUUGUAUCAAUGGCUGUGGAUUGACUCCUUGGUGUAGUAAAUUCUUCUUUGUUUAUAGCAA
Cinclus cinclus is the source of this 4062-nucleotide messenger RNA. RefSeq names its product transmembrane O-mannosyltransferase targeting cadherins 3 (gene TMTC3). The coding region runs from base 424 to 3165 and encodes 913 amino acids. Gene Ontology annotation, molecular function: mannosyltransferase activity; protein binding. NCBI's taxonomy places the organism in Eukaryota, Metazoa, Chordata, Aves, Passeriformes, Cinclidae. Gene Ontology annotation, biological process: protein O-linked glycosylation via mannose. Gene Ontology annotation, cellular component: endoplasmic reticulum. The transcript is spliced from 15 exons. The record is from RefSeq and is a predicted model, not a curated record.